Messenger RNA from Dentiscutata erythropus, 1953 nucleotides. The record is from the annotation of a GenBank genome assembly. NCBI's taxonomy places the organism in Eukaryota, Fungi, Glomeromycota, Glomeromycetes, Diversisporales, Gigasporaceae.
AUGGCUUCCCCAAACAAACGAGAAAGUGGUUUUUUUGAUAACUCAUCAUUAUCGAAUAAUAAAUCACUAUUAACGAAAUGUAAAGAUCUCUCGAUUGCAGAAAAGUCACUCACGUUUGCCAUACAUGAGUUUGAAAUUUCAAAACAUCAUAGAGAUUUAUGUGCUAAAGGAUUGGAAGCUGCUAAACGUGGCCAAGAUACGUUGGAAGGAAUUACUAAAUUAAUGUUAUCUAACAAACCGUCUUCUAAUGAGUCUUCAAAUGAAAAGGAUGAAGAAACAAUGGUUAAUCAUAGAUUUCAAGAAUUCAUCGAAGAAUCUGAAAUUUUUCAAAAAUUUUAUAAUAGUUUUUGGGAGGCCGGUCUUUUUAUCGGUCACAAUGAUUGUACCGAAAUUGAAGCUCGUGAAAAAAUUUGUCGUCUAAUAAACGAAUUGGACCAAACGAAUGAGGAAUUGCGAAAUGCAAUUGAAGAAUGGAAAGCCAAACAGAAUUAUUGGUACCUAAUUAAACAUAAAGUCAUGGCUUUUGCUAAAUUCCUUGUUAUUCCUAAUAGACGAUUGGAACAAUAUGACUGUGAAAUUGUUGAAGAAAAGCUUUCGAAGAGUGAGAUAGUUAGAGGAAGUAAAGGUCAUAUAGUUCAACGAAUUUAUUUAGGAUGUAUCAAAGUUGCUGAAACGACUAUUUGUCAGUAUGAUGAUGGACUUUUAUGUGAAUUAAAGAAAGAAAUUAAAUUUGUACAAGAUCUUUGUAAAUGUACAAAUAUUCUUGAAUUCUAUGGGUAUUGCUGUCGAUCCACUGGCCUCACCGUAAUUUCAGGUUGGGGAGAUUAUAACUUGCAAACCUAUCUUGCUGAACAUCCAGACCUUAGUUUAACACAUAAGUUGUCCAUUGCACGUGGAAUUGCUAAUGCAUUGGAUUUUUGCCAUGAACAGAAUAUUUUACAUUAUGAUGUUAGAACUGCCAAUGUGUUACUCGAUAAAUAUUUAUAUCCUAAGCUACAUAAUUUCCGAAUUGCUAAAGAAUCUCCAGUGAUGUUGAGAUCAUCAUCAAUAUCACCUGAAACUUUAAGGUGGAGUUCACCAGAGAGAAUCCGUGGUGAAGAAUACGAUGAAGCUAGUGAAGUAUACAGUUUCGCGCUGGUCAUGUGGGAGAUUGAAUAUCGGAAAUUGCCUUUUGAUAUCUUAACUUCGGAAGAAGAAAUAACAAAUAAAAUACUUGACGGAUACCGCCCGGAACUUACAUCAGUAAAUGGUAUAUUGGCAAAAUAUCAAGAAAUUAUCGAAAAAUCUUGGUCACAAGAUCCUUCUCUGCGCCCUGAUAUGAGAACAAUCCACGAAAGCCUGAAUAAACUAAACAUGGCAUAUUUUACUGAGCAAGAUGCAGAUGAUGAUGACUAUAUUGAUUGUAUUGUAGAUACAGGACCAUCAAAUGAUGAAAUAUUAAAAUAUUUGAAAAUUGGAAAUCAUAGCCUAUUUAGUCAAUAUUCACCUAGAUCUGACAAAAUAAAACAAGGUAUUAAACAUCACCAAAAGAAAAAAUAUAAACAUGCAUGGGAGACAUUUCAAGAAUGUCACCAACUCAAUUCUGAUGACCCACAUGCAAAUUUUUGGGUGGGAUUUUAUCAUCUUAAAGGACAUUAUGUUAAAAAAAAUGAUCAAAAAAGCAUGAAAUACCUCAAAAGAGCAUCAGAAUUACAACAUCCGGAUGCACAAUAUUGGUACGCAUAUAAUUUGUUAAAUGGUCCGGUUGUAUUUAAUGGAAAUAGGUAUAUGAUCGCACUAAAGUUUUUAAGAGAAUCAGCAAUGCACUGUCAUCAUUCUGCAUUGAGAACAUUGGGAAGAAUUGUACAGAUUGGGAAUUAUCAUCAAAAAGGAGACUUUCUUAUAGGAAAAACAAUGAUGGAUGUAGCUCUUAAGAUAAAAGUAGAAAAUAGAAAAUUAAUAACAAAAGAAUAA